Messenger RNA from Seriola dumerili (greater amberjack), 1602 nucleotides. RefSeq names its product zinc finger protein Gfi-1-like (gene gfi1aa). Gene Ontology annotation, molecular function: DNA-binding transcription factor activity, RNA polymerase II-specific; RNA polymerase II cis-regulatory region sequence-specific DNA binding. The transcript has 7 exons. Bases 198 to 1406 code for a protein of 402 amino acids. Gene Ontology annotation, cellular component: nucleus. The record is from RefSeq and is a predicted model, not a curated record. Lineage: Eukaryota; Metazoa; Chordata; Actinopteri; Carangiformes; Carangidae. Gene Ontology annotation, biological process: regulation of transcription by RNA polymerase II.
UCUUUCUCUGUAGCUUGUGACUGAUAUUUUGACGUUCAGUCAGAAUUUGGACAGUGUGAUUCCUCGGAGCUGGGAUGUAGUUCCUGCAGUGUCACUGUGCUGUGUAGAUAAAGUCAGAGCAGCGUGGAGAGGGGAGAAGUGAAGUGGCCGAUUUCAGACGUGAGGAGCACAGACUGAAGGAGAGCGAGAAAAAAAUCAUGCCGAGGUCUUUCCUGGUGAAGAGUAAACGGGCCCACAGCUACCACCAGCCCCGCUACCUAGAGGAUGACUACAGUGGACUGGACACUAUUCUGGCUCAUGCGUGCGCAGAGACCAAAUCGCAGGGGGAGUUUGAGUCCAACUUGGAGCCGCACGAGGAAGUGUCCGCCGGCGCUGACAGACUGUCCCCCGGGUCCCGGCUGCUGUCCCCGGGCUCACUAUCCUCCAGCUCCCCGCUCAGCUGCGGAGGCAGCGUGUGUGAGCGAUCUUCUGACUGUGAUUUCUGGCGUCCCCCGUCUCCAUCGUCCUCACCAGAUUCAGAGAAAUGCUCCACUCCAGCAGCGGAGGACGCUCAGCACUUCAACAUCCCCCUUUUUCCUUACUCCUGGUCAGCAUACUCUGGAUCUGAGCUGAGGCAUGUGGUUCAGGGACCGUACCACCACCACCACCACCUCCAGGGCCACAGGGAGCCUAACUCACCCGUCAGCAUCUACGGGGCAGAGGACAGCGGCAAAGAGUCUCUUUACGCACAGCGGGGUCCAGUGGCCGGAUGCUACCGGGAUUACUCUUCAGCUGCCCACCAACUCCGCAGGUUGCAGGACGCAGACGAGCUGUAUCUGGAUGUAAAGCAGAAGCCUCGCGCUACAGAAAUCAAGUCUGAAAAUGAUUUCAUCUGCUCGGACUUCGAGUCAAGUGGAUCCUAUAAAUGCAUUAAAUGUUGCAAGGUGUUUUCGACACCUCACGGCCUGGAGGUUCAUGUGCGGCGAUCUCACAGCGGGACGCGGCCGUUUGAGUGCGGGAUCUGCGGGAAAACCUUCGGACACGCAGUGAGCCUGGAUCAGCACAGAGCGGUUCACUCGCAGGAGAGGAGCUUCAGCUGUAAAAUCUGCGGCAAAAGCUUCAAGCGCUCCUCCACACUGUCCACGCACCUGCUCAUCCACUCGGACACGCGGCCUUAUCCGUGCCAGUACUGCGGGAAGAGGUUCCAUCAAAAGUCAGACAUGAAAAAACACACUUUCAUCCACACAGGUGAGAAGCCGCACAAGUGCCAGGUGUGCGGGAAGGCCUUCAGCCAGAGCUCCAACCUCAUCACACACAGCAGGAAACACACAGGCUUCAAACCUUUCGGCUGUGACCUCUGCGGGAAAGGCUUUCAGAGGAAAGUGGACCUGAGAAGACACAAGGAGACGCAGCACGGACUGAAAUGAACAGACGUCGAUGCUUUAAAAUGAAAUCCUGCACUUUUAAUGUACCGACUAUGCACAUGGAUGGCCAUGUUUUAUUUUAUUCUAUUUUAUUGUUUGUUGUAUUUUCUCCACAUUUUACCUUCUGUUAAAUGUAGUUAAUUAUUUAGCCUGAGAUAUUCUGAUGUUGAUUUUAUGGAAAUAAACAUUUAUUUAUCGA